Messenger RNA from Amoebophrya sp. A120, 537 nucleotides. NCBI's taxonomy places the organism in Eukaryota, Dinophyceae, Syndiniales, Amoebophryaceae. The record is from the annotation of a GenBank genome assembly.
AUGAUCACCAGUAUCUUCAGAUCGAAUGAUGAAACUUCCUUGCGCUCGACCAGGCGGCCACCAGCAGGAGAAUUAAUGACUCUAUCUAAAAUUUAUCAAAAAGAUGAAAAUCCACCUUGCAUUUUUCCUGAACUAGUUACGAGCUCGUCCCUCCUUCGUAGUAGGCCUAGAUUCAAGAAUGUCAACUUCCAUGACAGCACGACGGCGCACCGACUACGGGAGAAGAACCCUGAACAAAAAGUAGAAAGAACAUCCCAAAGAAGUAGAAGAUAUUGGUGGUCGCAAUCAGAAGUCACACGACAGCACGGAGUUAUGCAUUUGAACAAAAAAGAUGCUGGUAGAGUUGAUGUAUCGAACGAGCUAAUUUUUGAAUUCCAAAUAAUUUCUGAAGACUCUAUCAAAAAGCAGGAGAGCGAGAAAGAUGUAAAAUGUAAAAUGAGAUAAGCACUGAAAAAAAGCUACUGGUCGUGUUGUACUUUUCUGUACAGACGCAGGUAGUUGUGCAGCAACAGCUUCAUUGCUAAUUGCAAUUCUGAC